This is a messenger RNA of Gossypium raimondii (Peruvian cotton), 393 nucleotides long. RefSeq names its product ATP synthase subunit beta, chloroplastic-like. Lineage: Eukaryota; Viridiplantae; Streptophyta; Magnoliopsida; Malvales; Malvaceae. The coding region runs from base 1 to 393 and encodes 130 amino acids. Gene Ontology annotation, molecular function: ATP binding. Gene Ontology annotation, biological process: proton motive force-driven mitochondrial ATP synthesis. The record is from RefSeq and is a predicted model, not a curated record. The transcript has a single exon. Gene Ontology annotation, cellular component: chloroplast thylakoid membrane.
AUGGUGGAACAUUUUCGAGAUGUUAAUGAGCAAGAAUUACUUCUAUUUAUAGACAAUAUCUUUUGUUUUGUCCAAGCGAGAUCCAAAGUAUCUGCCUUAUUGGGUAGAGUGCCUUCCACUAUGGGUUAUCAACCCACCCUUAGUACCGAAAUGGGUACUUUACAAGAAAGAAUUGCUUCUACUAAGGAGGGAUCCAUAACUUCUAUUCAAGCAGUUUAUGUACCUACGGAUGAUUUGACCGACCCUGCCCUUGCCACAACAUUUACGCAUUUAGAUGCUACUAUUGUCCUAUCAAGAGGAUUAGCUGCCAAAGGUAUUUAUCCAGCGGUAGAUCCUUUAGACUCAACAUCCACUAUGCUCCAACCUCGAGUCGUUGGUGUCCAUAAUGUGUAA